AUGGAUGAUGAUGCACCAAUUAAUAAGAAGCUACCAAAAGAACUUUUACUCAGAAUAUUUUCUUAUUUGGAUGUUGUGUCCCUUUGCAGAUGCGCUCAAGUGUCUAAAGCUUGGAAUGUUUUGGCUUUAGACGGAAGCAAUUGGCAAAGAAUAGAUUUAUUUGAUUUCCAAAGAGAUGUUGAGGGUUCAGUCAUUGAAAAUAUUUCUCGUAGAUGUUGUGGAUUUUUGAGACAGUUAAGCUUAAGAGGUUGUCAGUCAAUAGGAGAUUCUAGUAUUAAAACUUUUGCUCAGUUAUGCAACAAUGUGGAAGAUUUAAACUUAAAUGGAUGCAAAAAUAUUACCGAUAGUUCAUGUCAAUCAAUUAGUAAAUAUUGUUUAAAACUACAAAAAUUAGAUUUAGGGUCUUGUCCUGCAAUUACAGAUAAUUCACUUAAGUAUUUAUCAGAUGGUUGUUCUAAUUUAACUCAUAUUAAUAUUAGGGUGGAAGCAUUGUCUAGAGGAUGUCCAAAGUUAAAAUCUUUUAUAUCAAAAGGGUGCAUAUUAAUAAAUAACAAAGCCGUUAGCUGUUUAGCAAAAUAUUGUUCUGGUCUUGAAGUAGUCAAUCUUUUCGGUUGUUCUAAUAUUCAAGAUGAGGCUGUACAGCAUUUAGCAGAAAAUUGUCCUAAACUUCAUUAUUUAUGCUUGACAAAUUGUAGCCAUUUGACGGAUAAUAGUCUACUUAUGUUGGCACAUUUAUGUCCAAACUUAUCAACUUUAGAAGUUGCCGGUUGCUCUCAAUUUACAGAUACAGGAUUUCAAGCUCUUGCCAGAAGUUGUAGAUUUCUGGAGAAAAUGGAUUUGGAAGAAUGCGCGCUAAUUACGGAUGCAACAUUAAUACAUUUGGCAAUGGGAUGUCCCAGACUUGAAAAACUUAGUUUAUCACAUUGCGAGCUUAUCACAGAUGAAGGUAUCAGACACUUGGGAAUGUCUCCCUGUGCUGCGGAAAAUUUAACGGUUUUAGAAUUGGACAAUUGCCCUCUAAUUACGGAUGCCAGUUUAGAACAUCUUAUUUCAUGCCACAAUUUACAAAGAAUCGAAUUGUAUGAUUGCCAGCUAAUCACCAGAGUUGGUAUUCGGAGAUUAAGGAGUCACUUACCGGGAAUAAUGGUACAUGCGUAUUUUGCACCAGUAACUCCUCCGCCUGCAAAUAAUGCAGCUAGACACGGAUAUUGUCGGUGUUGUGUCAUACUUUGA
This is a messenger RNA of Pediculus humanus corporis (human body louse), 1233 nucleotides long. RefSeq names its product F-box/LRR-repeat protein, putative. The transcript is spliced from 7 exons. Gene Ontology annotation, molecular function: protein binding. Bases 1 to 1233 code for a protein of 410 amino acids. NCBI's taxonomy places the organism in Eukaryota, Metazoa, Arthropoda, Insecta, Psocodea, Pediculidae. The record is from RefSeq and is a predicted model, not a curated record. Gene Ontology annotation, biological process: SCF-dependent proteasomal ubiquitin-dependent protein catabolic process. Gene Ontology annotation, cellular component: SCF ubiquitin ligase complex.